UGGGAGUAGAGGAAGAGUAAAGGGGAGGAGUGGCGUCUGUGAGAAAAGCAGGGGCGGCAGAGGAGAGAGGGGUACUGAGGGUUACAGAACCAGUCAUAGUUCCCCAGGAACUGAAAUUUAAGGACACCUGAGUGUGGCCUCAGUGGAAGCUCCCAGCCAUCAUGGUUCUUCUGCUCAUGUCUGUGACUGUGCUUCAUCUUUUCACUCUGGCCAUGCUGUUCAUCGCCACCAUGGAGAAGUUCUGGUGGAUUUGGUCCGAUGCUGAAAUCACAGACCUCUGGUCUAACUGCAUUCACGACAACGCAACGGGAAACUGGCUGUGUGCUGCCUCUAAUGAAAAUGACUGGCUGCAGGCAGUCCAGUCCCUGACAGUCCUCUCAGUGGUCUUUUCCUCUGUCUCCUUCCUGGUCUUCCUGGGUCAGCUCUUCACCAUGUCUAAAGGAGGGCUCUUCUAUUUCACAGGCCUCUGUCAGGUUUUUGCAGGUUUCACAUCAUUUGCCGCCUGUCUGAUUUUCACAUUCCACCGCAAGAAGAUCCUGGACGACACCAGAGACCUGAGCAUUGGCCACUUUGGCUACUGUUUCAUUCUGGCCUGGUCCUGUGUACCGCUCUUGCUCUUCAGUGGAGUCCUGUAUGUUCACCUGCGCAAGAGGCAGUGAACUAAGACAUACAUGAGCAGCAUUAUUCAGUAUUACUCGGUAUUGUUAGUCUAUUAUCACUUGACUGUACACUCUUAGAAACAGGGUUCCAAAAGGAAUCUUCAGCUGUCUCCAUAGGAUAACCCUUUUUGGUUCCACUUAGAACCCUCUGUGUAAUAUGUUCUACAUGGAACCCAAAAGGGUUCUACCUGGAACCAAAAAUAGUUAUUCAAAGGGUUCUACUAUGGGGCCAGCUGAAGGACCCUUUUAGGUUCUAGAUAACACUCUUUGUCUAAAGUGUAGUGAACAACAGAGACACAAUGUACGAUGUCUUUAUUUUAUCUGUGUUAAAUGUAUAUAUGUAUUGUGUACAAACAGUACUAUUACUGUAUCUGUGAAAUACUUUAAAUUGAGUCUUCAUUUUAUAGACUAUUCUUUACUGUAUGCAAUAUUGCUGCAGUUUGGGUUAAUUCGGUAAUUUCUGUGAUGAAGUAUUUGUUUGCAUAAAAUCUUCCUCGUGAUCAGCAAGACAUGGAAUUAACUGGAGAGUGGCUGUCGUGCGUUCAAUUCCCCUGUGAAAUAUUGUUUAUAUUAAUAUGUAAUACUCCACACCACAUGCCCAUUGUGGAGCUCCAGUAUGCCACACUAUAAUAAGCCCAGUAGGCUGUGCCAGAAAUAUGUUAUUUACAUUUCAGAGACACUCCUGUGAAGGGGCAGUCAUAGUUGGCCACCACAUUAUAUUAUCUUACUGUAUAGAUCAUGUCAAAUAGCAUCAAUCUCUAAAUAAAAGUUACCCUCAGUAACAAUCCACAUCUCAUAACAUCAUUUUUAGGAUGGAUGUUGGAACUUGGAUGAGAGUCAAAAGCAGGUUUCAGGGGAGACAGAGGUCUGCCCCCCAGGAAGGCUUUACUAGGACAAGAAGUGUACACCAGUCAGUCGGUGGGAGUCUGACUCCAGUCCUGUUCCUGCGGCUUACAGACCUGGUUGUCUGGUUGGACCGGUCGGAGGACAGUCUCAGAAGACAGCUAUGAAUGAAAAGGUUCUCUUUCAUCACCACAUAAUAGAUACAGUAGGGACGGAAAUAUUACAUACACUCUCUUAGGGAGACGCCCAAAAAGCCUUUAUUGUGGAAUAAUAUAGCCACACAGAAUCUACAAGUUGGAACACAAGUUGACAUGGGGAUUUGAAAGUUGUCAGCUGUGCACUUCAGGGCAAACGGUGUAAAUUAUCUCGAGGAGACAGGCUUGG
This is a messenger RNA of Oncorhynchus tshawytscha (Chinook salmon), 1886 nucleotides long. RefSeq names its product epithelial membrane protein 3. Gene Ontology annotation, cellular component: plasma membrane. The transcript has 5 exons. The record is from RefSeq and is a predicted model, not a curated record. Lineage: Eukaryota; Metazoa; Chordata; Actinopteri; Salmoniformes; Salmonidae. The coding region runs from base 162 to 659 and encodes 165 amino acids.